Messenger RNA from Cannabis sativa, 1583 nucleotides. Its product is annotated as ethylene-responsive transcription factor RAP2-11. Gene Ontology annotation, molecular function: DNA-binding transcription factor activity; DNA binding. The transcript has a single exon. Bases 593 to 1441 code for a protein of 282 amino acids. The record is from RefSeq and is a predicted model, not a curated record. Gene Ontology annotation, biological process: regulation of DNA-templated transcription. Lineage: Eukaryota; Viridiplantae; Streptophyta; Magnoliopsida; Rosales; Cannabaceae.
UGAUUUCUUUUAUUUAUUGUCUCCAAUUUUAGGUGGAAUAUAUGUUGUUAGGUUUUGGGUGUGACAAAGAGAGAUAACAACACUUAACACAAAGCAUAGAGAAAAAGAUUCCCAUUAGAACCCUAAUUAAUAUUCUUAGAUUCCCAUUGGAACCCUAACAAAUUUGCUUAGAUCAUUUGUUUUUUUCCCUAAUUUUUGUAAGGAUUUAACAUUGUUUAUUGCUCUUAACUUCCAAGGUUGGAAGUACAAAUGUCACACUUUCAUGCUCUCAACAUUAUAUAAAUAAUUGUUUCGUUGACCAAAAAUUUAAGGUGAGGACAACUACUUAGUUCUACCAAAAACCACUUAUAAAAUAUGAUUAAACUAAAUGGUUCCCAUGUCUUAGAAUUGACAUGUCAAAAGGAUUUGGUCAUAAUCAUAACAUUGUAAAGUCAGAACAACUUCAAAAUUUACAAAAAAAGAAAAAAAGAUGAUGAAAACGAGCUUCCCACUAAAGAGGACAAUCUUCUUCUUCUUGUCUAUCUUUAUAUAAACAAGACCUUUUUCUCUCAUUCUAUUCAUUCAAACACUUUUUUAGUUGUUGUUGCUAAAAAUGUUAUCUAAACAAGCCAAACAAAAGGGUGUCUCAACCAACAAACAAAGUAAGUUCAAAGAAAGAGUAACAACAACAACCACUAACAAAGUAAUGAAGAACAAAUUUGUUGGGGUGAGACAAAGGCCAUCAGGAAAAUGGGUAGCGGAAAUCAAAGACACAACAAAGAAGAUUAGGAUGUGGUUAGGAACCUUUGACACAGCCGAAGAAGCUGCUCGAGCCUACGAUGAGGCUGCGUGUCUUCUUCGUGGUUCAAACACUCGAACCAACUUCGCUAAUCGUGGUCCAACGAAUUCUCAACUCUCUUUGAAGAUUAGAAACCUUCUUAACCAAAAAAAGAGCUUGAAACAAAGCAACCCCACCAUCAUCACCACCCCAAUUAGUCCUACUAGUGUUGUUAGUGUUAGUUCAAAUACUAUUAAGGAUUGUUUUCAUCACAAUAACCAAAAUUCUAACUCAACUACUCUAUAUGGUAGUAAUCUAGUGUUUGAUGGUGCAUAUAAACCUGAUAUGAGCAAUUGCAUUGUGGAACCUCAUCAGAGUAUCAUGACUCAUUUCGAUUACACGUGGCCGUUUCCUAUUGGGUUUGAUCAUCAAAUUCCAUUAACACAUCAAGGAAUGGAGUUGACAAAUGGGAUUGAUUCCAUAUCUUCAUCACCAACAACAUCACAAUCAUCAACAGAAGUGGAGUUUAGUGAUGAAUUUGGAAGAAUGAAAUUAGAAAGGCAAAUUGCAGCUUCAUUGUAUGCAAUGAAUGGAGUGAAUGAACAUAUUGACUAUGCAUAUGAUCCAACUAGUGAUGCUCAUUGGGAUCUUUCUGCUUUUUAUCAAUUGUUUUGUCAAAGUUAAGUAAUGUAUUAUCUCUUUCUCUUUAUGUUAUAUGUUUUCAUCAAUAUUUUUGGAUGAGUAAAGUGAAGAUAUACAAGAGAUUACCAAUAAUUGAACAUUGAGCAUGGUUGUCAUUUGUUGGAAUUUAUGACUAAGAUUUAAA